Messenger RNA from Ceratitis capitata (Mediterranean fruit fly), 1956 nucleotides. RefSeq lists its product as uncharacterized. The transcript is spliced from 4 exons. The record is from RefSeq and is a predicted model, not a curated record. Lineage: Eukaryota; Metazoa; Arthropoda; Insecta; Diptera; Tephritidae. Bases 64 to 1956 code for a protein of 630 amino acids.
UUGUUGGCUCUUUGUUUAUAUUAUAUGUAGGGAUGAGCAUUUUACAGCCUGCCUCUUUAUGGAAUGGCUGUUAUGAUUGUAAAACUGCGUCUGGUGCUGCUCCUAUCAAAUUGCGUAAUGAGAGAAUCCACAACAACAAAUAAAAAGUUACGACAGUUUCGGAAUAACCAAGUAAGCAAUGUAAAUACAUCAACCACAACAAGAAGAUGCAAAAAAAAUUUUGUUAAUGAAACUACUAAUUGGCAAAGGAAACAACGUUUUAAAAUUAAAAAUAAACCAAAGCAUCUAGUGCAAAAAAAUUUGAAACGAUCUAGCUACAAACACUUGACAGAGAAGCUCACGAGCGGAAGUAAAUUACCGAAUUUAAGAUUAAAUAAAACAAAGACACCUUUAUUAGAAAAAACUCUGAUUAAAUCAAGAAGGACUACAAAAAAAGGCCCAAAGUGCAAACAUCCCCACGGUGUGACAAGUGAAAUUUUUUCCCGUAUCAAACUGGAGCAUUGCAAAGAGAAACCUGUAGAAUUUAUUACGAAUAGGCAAGUUAAAACGCCCUUUAUCAACUUUUAUUUCAGUACACAGAACUGCAUGUGCUGUAAUACUUUUACUUGCACGCGAACAGUCAAGGACUCUGACUUCGAACUUCGCGAUAAGCGAAGUGUUUUCGAUUUGCAGCCUACGAAAAAGCUACGUCAAUAUGACAACCAUCACAGCUUUUUUGGAAAGAAAACACAGCUGCUGAGGGAAGAUCUUUCAACUAUGCAAAUACAUAAUUUAAGCGCUCAGCAACAAGAACUUAUACAACAACUACAGCUGGUACAAAGGCAGUACUUCAUACUACAAGGUUUUGUAAAACCAUUGCAAUUGGACUUUCAAGCACAGUAUAAUAACGGUGGUAAAGCGUUCGGGAGUUCACUAAAUAGAGGACAUCAGCAAUUACAUUUGCCACAGAACUCGUUGGGCACAGGCAAUGAUAAGUACAAUGAAACGAGUUAUUUGUUACAACAUCAACAACAAAUGCACAUCCAACAUGAUCAGAAAUUGAAUAUUCCAGUCAAUGAACAUAGACAGCAUCAAGGGCGACAACAAAAAUACAAGGAAGACAUUCACACCCUAUCAACUAGCAAUAAAAUGAAAAGCAUGCAUUUGAACAUGAAUGAUAAUAAUAAAAACAAUAACGUCACAAUAAGUGACAGCAAAAAAUUUAUCAAACUUAUAAAAUCAACAUCGAAACCACGCGACCAACAAUCAGAACAGCACAACCACCACUCAUAUAGGAUAGAAUCAGACUGUAAAUCGGUUACAAGAGAUACAUCACAUAGAGAGAGUGAUGAGAGUAGUUUAUGUGAUGGAUUUAAGCCCGCAACUAUAGAAUCCAUGGAAGGCGAUCAGCUAUUGCAGCCCACUAGCCGAUCUGCUUCUUCAUACCGUUGCAGUAGAGAGGCAAGUUUUAUUAGUUAUGAACAUUAUAAACGAAAUACCAAAAAUAAUAUCGAAAGUGGAAAUAAAAACGCUUUCCAUAAACACAAGUGCAUUAUUCGCCAAAAACAGCAACGGCAAAAAGAACUGGAUGUAAGCGAUGUAAUGAGUAAAACAUCUGGAAAUGCCGAUGACCAAGAAAGUAGCCUUAUCGGCAAUAAUAGUUUUCCAGGUGAUGACAUAUCUCUAAACAACGUCACUCAAAUGCAACGGGGACAGAAAGACACGCUGCAUCAGCAGCAGCAAAAACCGCAACUUCUUUUAGGAAAAAGCACACCUUCCCUAGUUUCGUCCCUAGUAACACUGCCCCAAUCGCUUCCGCAGCUAACGAUUUUGCCAUCUGCAGCUGUGGCACCAGCAGUAUCGCUUGCACAAUCACCACAUCAUAAUGCAGCUGCAGCCGUGGUAGUAGCAGCAGCAGUGGUAGCAUUCAGCUCUGGCUUUCGAAGUACAUCAUCAACGAAAAAGAAAUUAUUUUAG